CUUUGAGCUGCGUUCAAAACAGAGAAGAGAAACUUCCUUGAUUGCAAAGUUAACCGAAGAGGCCAUUCUCUUAGCGACUGCAGGGCUGCUUUUUUUUAAACAAGAUACAUGCAGAUUUCAGAUAAAGUGGAUCUUUUUUAAGAGGCAUCAUGAGCCGUGGAUCUAAAAGUAAGACUGAGAGCAACCGAAGCUCUCUGUUGAGCCAACAAGAGAAUGAGAAGCUGGAGGAGCUGCUGGGAAGAAGAUGUUCAUCCAUGGCCACUGCAGUGGCUCAGCUGUUCAUGGCUCUCCCUCACAGUCCAACCAUGUGGAGUAUGCAGCACACCGGGGUGGUUUGCUUUGUCAAAGACAACCCUCAGCGCUCCUACUUCAUCCGAAUGUUUGACAUGAAGACAGAGAAAAUGGUUUGGGAGCAGGAGCUGUACAACCAAAUCAUUUACUCCACUCCACGGACGUUUUUUCACACCUUCACUGCAGAUGAUUGUCAAGUGGGGCUGAACUUCUCAGAUGAAGGCGAAGCAGAAAUUUUCCAAAAUGCCGUUGUGGAGAAAAUCAGUCAAAGAAACAACCGUCAAGAUAAGAAACAGCGCCCCCUACCGACGCCUGAUCGAGGUUCCUUGCCUCCAGUUCCUCCUGACAAAGCAGCAGCUGGUAACCACGGUUCCUUUCACAUGGCAACAGUGGACAUCCAAAACCCAGACAUCCAGUCUUCACGUUAUCGCACCAUGCCUCCACCCCCUGCUGCUACAGCUGUAGUUAUUAAUAAUAAGAAAAGCAAGAAAAGCAAGAAAAAAGGUCCUAAACUGUCCAAGGCAGACAUAGGAGCUCCCAGCGGGUUUACGCAUGUGUCGCAUGUUGGAUGGGACCCCAAUAACAUUGACCCUAAUCUGCUGAAGCUGUUCUCCCAGGCGGGCAUUAGUGAAGCUGACCUCAAGGACGAGAAGACCUCCCAGCUCAUCUAUAAUGUCAUUGAGCAGUCCGGGGGAAUUGAAGCUGUCCAACAGGAGGCAAACAGAGCAGCUGCUGCACCUCCACCACCUCCACAUGGCAGACAGGGAGCCCUGCCUCCUCUGCCCGGCUCUGGGUCUUCCGCUCCAGCCCCUCCGCCCCCUCGAGGUCGCUCCGGCCCUCUACCACCGCUCCCAGGUCAAUCCCAGCGGGGGAGCCCGACUCCAAAUCCACCUCCACCACGUGGGGGCCUGCCACCUCCGCCUCCAUCAAGCCGAGGGGGCCUACCCCCACCCCCUCCGCAGGCUCCACCCUCCUCAAAACAGGGUGCCUCAUUCCAAGUGUCCUCCCACAUCAUGCCACCACCCCCACCACCAUCAUCAUCAAACAAACGCUCCAUGGGGGUUCCUCCCCCUGUCCCAUCAGCACCCACCAGGGGAGGGGGAGGGGGACCUCCACCACCGCCUCCACCACCCCCACCUCCACCUCCUCAAACCCCCAUUCCUUCAGAUUUUCCACCUCCUCCACCAAGUUUUGAUUCCCCACAACCUGCACAGACGUCUGCGGGAGGAGAAGGCAGAGGAGCGCUGCUUGACCAGAUCCGACUAGGGAAAAGUCUCAAAAAGGUGGAGAACUCUGAUCCAGCUCCACCUGCGGCGGCAGAACCGGCCCCGGGCAUUGUGGGUGCUCUCAUGAUGGUCAUGCAGAAGAGGAGUAAAGUCAUCCAUUCCUCUGAUGAAAGUGAAGAUGAGGGAGGAGAUGAUGAUGAUGACGAUGAAGAAUGGGAUGACUGAUCUUACGUUGAUGGUUUUUGUGUCUUCUUUACUUUUUAACUGUUAAAUACAAUGAAUUCGGCACAGACUCGCGUAUUUCAAACUGGACUAUGACUCAUGUAUAUGUACUCACAUUGCCAAAAGUAUUUACUCACUCAUUGCAAAAUUAAAUGUAGGUGUUUUUAGCCAUUUCCAUGACAACAGGUGUAUAAGGUCAUCGACUCAUAAAUGCAGACUGUUUUUGUAAUUGGGUGGGAAAGAAUGGAUCGUUCUCAGGUUAGCAGUGAUCUCAUGGGGCGCAAUGGGAUAGGUUGAUACCUGUGCAACAGGUACAGUUGUUAAACCUUCAUGCUGCUGGAUAUUAUGACCAAGUGGAAGCGAACAGCAAAUGGGUGGUGGGUUUCCUACUGAUGUGAUGUGCGCAGAGGUUGCCAAAUUUGUGACCUACAAACCUCCAAACGUCCGAUUUCAAAUUAGUUCAAAACCGGGGGGAAACUUCAUUGAAUGUGUUUCCAUGACUCAGCAUCUGCACCCAAACCACACACCGUAAAUCAGAUACCGUACCGCUACAAGAGUUUUGAAGAGUUCUCUCCAUGUAUGAAGUUUGGUGGUGGGGUUGUUUUUUCAUGAGCUGAGCUUGUCUCCUCUGUUCUAAGAAAAAGAAUUUCUCAAUAUUUCAAUAUUUAGAAGAUUUUUUGACAAUUCCAUGCUUUCCGUUUUGUGAAAACCAAUUGGAGAAGACCUUUUUCUGUUUUAACAUGUCCACACACCAGUGCAGAAAUCAAGGAGCAUGAAAACGUGGAUGAGGAAUUCGGUGUAGAGGAACUUGACUGGCCUCAACCUAAUAAAACGCCUUGGGGUGAAUUAGAGAGAAAACUGUGAGCCAAUAAUUGUUCAACAGUAGUGUCUGACUGGACAAAUGUACUUCUGGAAAAAUAUUCAAACAUUCCCAUUAACCCUUGUGAAAAGCCUUCCCAUUGGUGGUAAAACCUGUUAAGCUACGGACACAUCGGGCAUGUGAUGUACCUCCAAGAACCUGCUAAACGUGGGUUCUUUAAUGCAGAUUUGGCCCAUGGGGUUCACACUGGACUAGUAGGGAGGGGCUUCUUCUUCUUCUUUUUCUUUUGCUGCUUUUUACUAGUGCAUGUCUGCCACCCACAGUUGGGAAAGGCUUGGUGCAAAAUGUUGAAGCGGUGCAAAUCCUUUGAAUCUUACUCCAGACUUUUUCUUUUCCGGCUCUAUUCCGACAUAUGAAAGUCUAUAUGUCAUAGAAUUCCAGCCGUGCACAAAACAUGAUCAUUUCUGCUCUGUGAUCAAUUUUCAAACGGUUUGUACUUGUGUGAAUUAAAAGGGAUGGCAUCCAAACGUCACUACCAAAUCUGAGUCCCUCAUUGGUCAAAGUUCAACCUGGUUUAACUUGCAAUGCUGGUUCAUUGACCGCGCGUUUUGUAUGUAGAGCAUGAAAAUGGACUUGAAAAUAUUACAGCUAUGCACGAAUGGGAGAGUUUUUAACACGGUAGUCCAAAACAUGCAUUUACAUGCAUUUCCACAGACUUUUCAUUAAAAGUGGUCACGUGAACAUGUGUUACAGAGGGCGAUGUGAAGGUAGCUUCAUUUUGAAAAAAAUGGUCCAACCUCCAAUUAAACCCAAUGAUUUGUGGAAGCAAUGUCCCUUCAAUUCAUCUAUGUCCAAGCAGAGAAGCGACUAUUUUUGGCAAUAUAGUGUAUGUAUUAAAGGCAUGUCGGUGAUUAAGUGGAUAUACACACAAGUGUAAUGGCACGUGGGUGGGUACAGUUAAGCUAGCUGUUCUUGCAGACAUUUAAGAUAAAAUUCUAGUCUUUGUCCUUCACAAAGAUCCAGACCAGCAGAUGCUUUAAAGCUGCUCACAGUAUUCUUUAAAAUAUUUUCAGGAUCUUUUUUAUAGUCCCACCAACCACCAUGUUCCACUGUAGGAUUCACUUCCUUUUCCGAAAAUAAAAACAGCAUGUCUCAAACCCCCUAAAUAUGGUUCUAUCCAUAUUAAUUUCCAAAACUUAUUUUUAAAGAUUUUAAAUGUCUCAAAGGGCCACAAGUAGAGCAACUUUUUGGGUCAUGAUUUUGAAGAUGAAAAGCUGUUUCCUAUGAUCAUGAUGAACCAAGUCUAUUUGACAUAUAUCCAACACUUAUUUUAUUCACCUAUUUGACUUUUAGUAAUUGUGACUCAAUUAUUUGGUAUUUUAUGAAUUAAAAGGGAAGAUUUAACACUGAGGACUGUGAAGUUUUAUACAGAAUGCAUUUUACCAGAAUUCUAAGGAAAAGUUUCUAAAGUUUUUUUUGUUCGCUCUUAUUGUACAUAUUUACUUUGUAAAUCUGCAAAAUAUGAACACCAUCAAUGCACUGCUAAGCCAGUUUCAUUACCCAGUUUAUAACACACUGUACAUAAAAAAGAGAUUUUUUUGUGCAAAGAUCCCUGUUUCCCUCAAAUGCCACCACCAACAAAGUGCAUAACUGGAAGAACACUGUAUGCUACACACAUCUUCAAUAUUCACACACUAUAGCUCACAAAAGCACAGGACACUGAGGCGAACAUUAUACAUCUACAUCCAAUGGAAUUAGCUUAACAGAAUACAUUACACCUCACAAAGAUCGCAACAUGGCAAGUCUGAAAACGGAACAACAGUCAAUUGUACAACUUGCAAAAACAGCAAUAUGCAUGCAAAAUAUGCAUUUAUGUCAGUAUACGCUUCAUACAAUACAAUGGUAGAACAGGUCAUGAACACAUAUAUUAUAUCCACAAUCAAUAUAUUACAUUUUUAGGAUUCUUGAAAGAAAGCAAACCUGUUUUUUGGAUGUUUUAAUGCAACAAUGUACACAAUACUUAUGCGUUUUUGUCAGAUUCUUUCCAAACUUUUAUGAAAAGUGUGUUUUAUUUCACUGAGCAGCCUCCAUGUUUGACUAUUCAUUUAUCUUAGUAUUUUUUUUUUUAACCACAGUGACUUUACAUGAUAAUAAAGUUGCUUUUUGGCAUUCACAGACG
Molecule: messenger RNA, 4738 nt
Organism: Oryzias latipes (Japanese medaka)
Lineage: Eukaryota; Metazoa; Chordata; Actinopteri; Beloniformes; Adrianichthyidae
Gene: wasb
Product: WASP actin nucleation promoting factor b
Biological process (GO): actin filament organization
Molecular function (GO): actin binding
Source: RefSeq, a predicted model, not a curated record